Anthonomus grandis grandis is the source of this 1184-nucleotide messenger RNA. RefSeq names its product NADP-dependent malic enzyme-like. The transcript is spliced from 5 exons. Gene Ontology annotation, biological process: pyruvate metabolic process; malate metabolic process. Gene Ontology annotation, cellular component: mitochondrion. Bases 289 to 1182 code for a protein of 297 amino acids. Gene Ontology annotation, molecular function: malate dehydrogenase (decarboxylating) (NADP+) activity; malate dehydrogenase (decarboxylating) (NAD+) activity. The record is from RefSeq and is a predicted model, not a curated record. NCBI's taxonomy places the organism in Eukaryota, Metazoa, Arthropoda, Insecta, Coleoptera, Curculionidae.
GUCAAAAAUUGACAAAUGAGACUUCCUUUGUUGCAAUUUACAAUUUGCAACUUGGAUUUUAGAAGUUUUUUAAAGAAUAGAAAAGUUUUAAAAAAUGUGUACAUAAAUAAAUUCAACGCAGGCGCUAAAAUCUUAUCUGCCCAAUUAUAACAGUGGAGCAGGUUUGUAUACCUGAUUUAACUCGACGUAACCAGUCCGUGGAAGGCCUGCGGCAAAUUUGUUCUUGCCCCAUCCAGGUGUUUCCCUGGGAAAAUUGAGAAUUUUAGGCGAUUUGCUCCUAGAUCAAACAUGUUUGCCCAAAUACCUCGAUCCACCUUAGCUGGACUUACGAGGUCUUCAAGAUUAACUGUAAGCUGUCAGAAACCUUUGAUAGUGGAGUCACUCAAUUUUCUAAAUGAAGAACCUAAAAGGUGUUACCAUGAAGUGGUGGGAGAUAUCGUUACCCCUGGGCAAGUCAGAGGUAUUGAUCAUCUUAGGGAUCCGCGUCUAAAUAAGGGCCUGGCAUUUACCCUUGAAGAACGCCAAGCCUUAGGAAUUCAUGGCCUCCAACCAGCCAGAUUUAAAACGCAAGAAGAACAGCUGGAACUUUGUAGAAUAUCGAUCGAACGCUACCAAGAAGAUUUGAACAAGUACCUGUAUCUUACCGAGCUGCACGACCGAAACGAGAAACUGUUCUUCAGACUGCUUACGGAGAAUAUCGAGGGAUUAAUGCCCAUAGUCUAUACGCCUACCGUGGGGUUGGCUUGUCAAAAGUUCGGACUGAUUUACAGAAGACCGAGGGGCUUGUUCAUCACCAUUAACGACAUAGGACAUGUCUUCGAUGUCCUUAAAAACUGGCCUGAACCAAACGUAAAAGCAAUAGUAGUAACCGAUGGAGAGCGUAUUUUGGGCCUUGGCGAUUUGGGUGCCUGUGGUAUGGGAAUUCCUGUGGGAAAACUCGCCUUGUAUACCGCCCUUGCCGGUAUCAAGCCUCACGAAUGUCUUCCUAUAGUGCUUGAUGUAGGAACAAACAACCAGACUCUACUUGAAGAUCCUUUAUAUGUAGGUCUACGACAGAAGCGUGUGACGGGAAAAUUAUAUGACGACUUUCUUGACGAAUUUAUGGAGGCAGUUGUGAAACGUUAUGGCCAAGAUACCUUAAUUCAAUUUGAGGAUUUCGGAAAUCACAAUGCUUUCAGGUAAGA